Molecule: messenger RNA, 2005 nt
Organism: Stomoxys calcitrans (stable fly)
Lineage: Eukaryota; Metazoa; Arthropoda; Insecta; Diptera; Muscidae
Product: zinc finger protein 808
Exons: 1
Coding region: 2-1888 (628 amino acids)
Biological process (GO): regulation of transcription by RNA polymerase II
Cellular component (GO): nucleus
Molecular function (GO): RNA polymerase II transcription regulatory region sequence-specific DNA binding; DNA-binding transcription factor activity, RNA polymerase II-specific
Source: RefSeq, a predicted model, not a curated record
UAUGGCAUGGAAGAAACGACUUCAAUAUAUUUGCGGGAAAUGUUGGCAAAAUAUCUCGGAAUUCCACAAUUUCCAGGAGUCGGUAAUUGAGGCGCAGAGGGGCCUACACCUGAAAGAAGUUAGGAACGUUAAUUUCAAGCCUGAGGAGAAUAUAAAUCAGCACGAAAUUCAACUGGAGUUGCAUAAUGCCCAGAAAUUUAGCGUUAGCACUGAAGAUCUAAUGAAACCUACAGCCCUUACCUUUGAUAUAAAAACUGAAGAACCUUUGGAUCUCUACAGUGAUUACGAUGGGAUGUCGUCUCAAGGCCUAGAGCAGUUGACAGAUGAAGAAAUAUCUCGGUUGUCCUUCAUGUCCAGUAGAGAAGAAAAUACAUUCUUACAGAAUGACGAUGAAUCCAAUGAAGAUUGCAGCUCGAAUGAUGAUCUGCCCUUAUCAUCUUUGAGCCAGACUAAACCGAGCUCUUCAGUUCAAAAAAUUCUUGCUUCAAAAAAGUCUGUAGAGGAGUUUGAUACACUGGUAGCUUUGUGGCGAUCCUCCUUGAAAUGUGAAAUUUGCCAUCGGCUGGUGGCCAGCUAUUCCCAGUUGAAAGAACAUUUUAGCAAAAACCAUGCUCCAGAAGGUUGUUACCUUAUGUGUUGCCAAUUGAGGUUGGAAACUCGUUACGAUAUUGACAGACACAUACGCUAUCAUAAUGCGCCGCAACACCUGAAAUGUGAGGCCUGUUGCAAGGCUUUCCGUAUACGAGCAUAUUUAAAACAUCACCAAAGGAAAGUCCACACCAGCAAGGGAAAAGAUGAAAAUGCUAAAGAUACCAAGAAAUUGGAAGGGAAAUAUAGAUGCUGCAAUUGCUCAAAGACGUUUGGGACGCACAAGCAAUUGGCCCAACACAAUCGUUAUGUCCAUAAACCCAAGAAUUUUGAAUGUAAAUUUUGUGAAAAACCCUUUGUGCGUCGGGAUGCAUUGCUUGAGCAUAUGGCUAGCCACACAGGCGAAAAGACGCAUGCCUGCUCCUUUUGUUCCAAGUCGUUUACCUGGCGAUCUAGUUUCUGCCAACAUAUGAAAAAAUAUCAUCCCCAUGAAUGCAGUAAAGUCCAAAGAGAGACUCGCCAUUUGGCUAGCAACACAGGCGAGAAGGCGCAUGCCUGCUCAUUUUGCCCCAAGGCAUUUACCUGCCGAGCUAAUUUUCGCCAACACAUGAGAGCUUGUCAUCCACAAGAGUGGAAUGAGAUACAAGGCAGGUCCCAAGGAGGAACUCAUAAAGGGCAUCGUCGAGAAAUUCGGGGAGAGAAUAUUGUUUAUGUUUGCACUUAUUGUUCCAAGGAGUAUGAAAAACUUAAUGCCAUAUACAAACAUGUCAGGCGAUGUCAAGGAGACGAUAGACCAAUACAGGCUAAAAAAGGUUAUCGGCGAGAAACUUGGGGAGAGCAUAAAGUCUAUGUUUGCAUUUUUUGUUCCAAGGAGUAUGAAAAGUGGACACACAUGCACUAUCACCUCUAUAAAUACCAUAGAAACGAAGAAGCUUUAGCGAAGCAGCCACCAAAAAUUUCUAAACCCCCAACGCCAGCUGAGCGAGAGCAACCGAUUCAUAGUCGAAGAACUCGAAUCAGUCAAGUCUCGGGGAUUAUAGCGCCAACGAAGACAACUGAUGUAACCAACAAAACUCCAGAUAGAGAAGAUAAAGAAGGAGAUACCAAAAUGGCCUCUAUAGAGGGAAAACAAUUGGAGGAAGCAAAUGCAGCAAAGAUUAAUGUGAAAACCGAACGAUUUUCAGCCGAUACAAAUGCCCUGGAAAAUGAGGAAAUCAAUGAAAAUGAUAUGUCACCAGUGCUUAAAGAUGCUACCUGGGAAAGUCAAGAAUUCAUAAAAUCCGAAAAAGCGUUCAUUUAGCUAUACACAGACACUUAAAACCUUAAUAAGUUAAAAUAUUGACCAAACAAAAAAACAGCAAAAACAAAAGUUCAUAUCUUUGUUGCCGAAAAUCUUUACAAAUGACUUUUAUUCGCU